Molecule: messenger RNA, 2356 nt
Organism: Plutella xylostella (diamondback moth)
Lineage: Eukaryota; Metazoa; Arthropoda; Insecta; Lepidoptera; Plutellidae
Product: transmembrane protein 127
Biological process (GO): negative regulation of cell population proliferation; negative regulation of TOR signaling
Cellular component (GO): membrane
Source: RefSeq, a predicted model, not a curated record
UAUUUUUUUUGUCUGUGUCGUUGCUUGCUUUGAGUGUGUGUGGAGUGAAGUGUAUUUUUCGUUGAAAUUUUGCAAUUAUUUCCUGUUGGUUUGGAUAUUGAAGCGAUAAUAAUUUCCCUUGACGGAAGUGCAAGGAAAUCUAGAUAUCAGUGUGUAAUUUUCAAUGAAUUAGUGGAUAAAAUGGGCUGCCUAAGCUGGAUCCGAGGUUGCAAACUGUCUUUUCCAUUCAAGGACAAAGAGUUCAACAAAAUUGCAGCAUUCUUCAACUUCUCAAUAUUCCUACUGACCUGUGCGGCCCUGGUACAGCCGAGCUGGUUCCGCAUCAAGGGACUGCACUGCACACAGAGCCUUUCCCUUGCCCAGUUCUUCUCUCUAGACGAUGACAAUGACAAUGAUGAUGAUAAUGAAGACGGUGAUAUGAACAUACAAAAUGAUGGUUUCAACAACAUGUUCAAAAAAAUCUCAGGUUUACAACCAUGCACUACCCCGGAAGUCAUAACUCUUAUGAGAGUUCUGAUUUUGCUGUGUUUCAUGAUGCUUCUGUGGUCGUGCAUCGGAGUGCUCAUCAACCUCACAAGCCUUAACAGUAAAGCAAUAAGGAUGAUAAGGAGAAAUGCAGUUCCCAGUGUGCUGUGUGUAUUCUGCGUUAUAGCAAUAGUCGGUGUCUGUUAUUACACCACGGUGGUGCUCGGGAAUGUUAGCAAUAGUGAUAUCAACACCAUACAAGUUGAUUAUGAGUAUGGAUUUUACACUAUUACUGCGGCUGGUGCAAUGUCGCUUCUGGCGUCAGCAGCCAACUUGUGGGGCGCCCCGCUAUCAGACCACGAAGACUUGCAGAGACGAAACCUCAUGGAAGACUGGGACGGGUACGAGGCGCACAGCGUCGGCCCCACCCCGGCCGUGCCCACUCUACCCCCCUACUCGCCCAGUGCUGACUACCUCCCGUCAGCGCAUCCGACCUACGCGCCGCCAGCGCUGGGCUCCCAGCAGUACUUCCCAUUCGAUGACCUGUCAGUUCUGCCCCCACCGCCUCCUUACACUCCGUGAGUGAAAACUCUUUCGUUAUGUUAGAUGUCUAUGGUGUAUAGUAUUAUUUGACGGUCCAGUAUUUUAGUUGCGGAGGUGUGGCUCGAAUCAUCUAUAACUAAACUGUUUUAGUUUUUGUCUCCAUUGAGCAAUGCAAUGUAUACUUGAGAUAGAUGUGUUGCUUAGUGGUGAUAGAGAAUAAAAUGGUUUGGCAGAGGUGCCACCACUUUAUGAAUUGAGUUACAACAGGAAUUCUUGGCGUUUUUCCUACAGUGAAAAAUUUAUAAUCAUGCUAUUAUGUGGACUUCUGCUACACAUAAAUAAUGUCAGUAGUCAGAAAUCAUAAAAUGCUUACUUGAUUUUUUACUACAAUGGAUAAUAAUACAAAACAUAAAGUUUGUUGUUAUAUUUAUACAAAUAAAAUAAAAAACUCUUAUGCCACUGCGUAAAUGAGAAAAUAUUUUUAUGAUAAGUGUAGAAUUCUGAAGACAUCUUAAAGAAGGUAUGGAUACUAGUGUGCAUACGAGAUAAAUUUGCAUGUCUGUAGGUCUAGUUCAGGUUUGUUAGAUUGUCGGAAACUAUAAAAGUUUACGUUUUGCCGCAUACAAAGUGGCGCCUCUAGCGGAAACUAUCAUGCGACUUUUGACUGAUAAUGUACGCAGAUGACAGGAGAAAACGUUAACUUAUAUAGUUUUAAAAAAUUGUAAAACCUGUACUAGACGGGCUGAAGUUGGUUGGAAAUCGAGAAUGGCGCAAUGCCAUUCGCUUACAGAUCUAUGAUUCUUGUAUGAUCAUAAUAUAAAUAACUAAUAAAUAAUUAGCUUCUGCAUAGCAGGGGCGGUGUAUGGCUAUCUGUAGCCUAGGGGCAGUAAGAGGCUUAAAGCGAAAGAAAAUUAACCAAGUAACAGAGCGUGUUUAUAGGAUAGGUAAUAUCACUUGAUGUAGCUCUUUAUAAGAUAGAUUAAGUAAUAAGUAAAUAUAUCUAGCAGUGGGUACUGGAAGAUGAUGAUAAAGAAUGUAUAUGAAGUAUACCUGUAGUUAUAAAAAAUAUUGAAGUAAAGUUUAAGUUUCAAAAUUUUAACUUAUAGUGCAUAGAGACCAAAUAAAUAGCAAAAUCUCAAAUAACAACUCGAAUGUUUUAGAAUAUUGUGAUAUUGAUGUACUGUUUUGAUUCUUUUAAUUUCGUUUGUGGUUGUGAUGAUGAUUAUCUAUCUAUGUAAUACAUACCUAUUGAAGGUCUUUUGGCAUGUUAUUAAAUAGUAACAUGGUAUACUGCAGUUCACUUAACUUGACCAAAAAUGCAACUAGAUGAAACUAUUGAUAAACAUAA